CGUCACGGUGACGUCCUGUGUUCAACUCCGCUCUUGACGUAGAAGUGCGCGCUAUGUCGAUGAAUUCGGAGUUUCGAAGUUGACGUUGGCGUAGGUUUUGAGGAAAUUAUCUGAAAAACCAAUGUAAACUUGUAAACGAUGAGGCAAAAAACAUUUAUCACCAGCGCUGCUAAAUACAAUGCGGUUGUCGAUCACGGGGUAACUAAAAUGUAUAUUAGCCUACAUGAGAUGUCCAAUAACAGUGUCUAAUAUUUCAGAAGUGAAUAACAUCCGUUCGUUGCCGUAUAUGAAUGUGAUGAAAAACUACAUGGAAAAAGGUGGGGACUCACUAUAGCGUGGUUCUUUUACCUUAGGUUUGCAAGCCUGUGUGUGGACAUCUCUACUUACAUGGUAAAACUGGUAAAAAAAAAAAAAGUGUCUGUUGAAAUCACAACUUACACAAUUUACAAGGGGGCUGGGUCACUCGCUCCCAAGGGCGCCACGCCCAUUGAAGGUUCUGUGGUAUGCGACCGUCCACCUUUUAUUUAUUCCGUGCAGAAAACGGGUGGAAAACGUCCCAAGUCGACAGUCAUGUUGCUGACAUAUUGGUGUCUGUCGUGCUUCGUGUUUGGUGUGUUUGGAUAUGACACAAAAGAAGUUUGUUACGGUCAUGACUUCCAUCUGCUCGGUCCUGCUGUUGGAAGGUUACUUAAUGAAAAGCUUUAUUUCAUGCCAAGAAGUGGAAAUGACAGGACAGUUGUGGUUGAAAAUGGGACGUCAAAAGAUCCCCGAUUCAAAAUAACACGGUUUACAAUUACGUUGAGAGAUGUGACUGACAAGGACGAUGGCAUGUUUUCUCUACUGUCUGGAAAAUCAGAAUUUGUAGACAUCAGCAGACUUAAAGUUUCAGAGUGUGCCGAGAAGGUGGAAAGGUGGUACGAUUCUUCCUUCCGCCGUACCCUUCACACUGAUUGGGCAUUUGUGGAGUUCUAUUCCGAUAAGACUCCUUAUGUCAAAGAAAUCCUGCUAAACCGCUCCGACCCUUCCACGCAUAAUACCGGCAGGAUGCACCUCCUAGAUGGAAAGUUGCAGAUCCUUCAUCUUGCUCAGCCAGACCAGGGAUACUACCAUAUCAGAUCAAAGGACAAGUUGCUGUCCCGGAUUAACCUCGUGAUACUCAUUUACAACAGACGAUCUGAAGCAAUCGAGGAGGAGGAAUACAGCUUCAUUUACCCAGCAGGGUUUAGGCCACAUUUUGUCAAUUUUACCACAGCUACCGGAGUCAAGUGGCUGAUGAUCGAUGGCAAGUGGCAGGAAGAGAUACUUUACAGCAAAAGGAUACAACCCCGAGAUGAUGCCUUGGUAAUAUCUUCGGUGGAAAUGGCUGACUAUGGCUACUAUGGGUUUUAUGACCAAAAACAAAAUCUGGUCCUUUUCGUGAAGCUGACUGUAUUGGAAGCACAGGUCCCAGUGCACCUCUUGAUUUACAUCUCAGUCGCAGUUCUGCUUAUGGUGUCAUGCUGCGCCUGCUACUGUGUGAGGAGACGCUGUCAAAAUAGGAAAAUUUAUCGAAGAAAUGCGGCUGCACUCGCUACUGCUGCUGCGUCUGGUGGCUACAGCGCUCCAAAUCAACAGGGACCUGUCAUCUACUCUGCUGCGCCGGCACCUGUUCCCUCUGCCAGUAACGCCCACAAGCCAUCAGGUUCAAGUCAUUCAGGUGUGCCUGCGGUUGCGUCAAACUCCGGUCCGCCUUUGUCCAGUGCGGUACAGCAACAUGAGGACCCUCCAGUCUACAGCUGUGGAUCAGAUUUUCUUGCCACGGAUCCUGCGCCGAAGUUUGAGACUGAGGGCAUGUCUUUUCCCUCUGCCACUCCGCUCAACUCGGGAACCGUUUACACUUCAGACAAGCUCAACUUUCUGUGAAAAUGGCAUCACCAUAGCCUCCUCCAUGCCUUGCUCAAGCUUUACUCAUGACUCGUGUAAUCGUUAACUCAGUCAUAAAUAUCUUCUUUCCAUGCAUGGUUAGAGAAUCUUUUAGUCAUUUAAGAACAAGUGAAACCAUAUACAGUAGCACUUACAGGAAAUUAACCAGCAAUGCUGCAACAUGUUUUUAUAUUUUUACUUUUUUAUAUUAUUCACGUUUCUCCACUCCAGUUAAUGUCUUCUGAAGACACAAUAAGGGAGAUAUUCACUGCCAAAAAGCUCUGCAAAAAUUCACUCAGGAUCUAUUCAGAUUUUAUAUUUUUGUAUGUUCUACUGAGUCUUUCAGUGUAUGUAUUAAAUGUAUUGUGUCGCUUAUAUUGUUUGUUAAAGCAAGCAUGAAUGGUGAUUUAAGUGCUUUUACGAUGGUGCGAGCAACGUAUCUUAGUUGUCCACCCAAGGUUUCUUUUUUAAAUGACAACAGCGUCUUGUUUACAUGUUCUCUAGCGCUUUUGUUUCAUUAUACUCAUGUGUAAUACAUUUUUUUAUUUUAUUCUUUUGUGGUGUCCUGUUAGUUUACCAUCGAGGUGGGCCAUCCUUUGGAAUGUAGUUUGGACUGCUCCUUCAUACUCCCAAAGAAUUACCUCACUGUAGUGUCAAACAUUUCUUAAGAUUAACAUUUGCUUACAGGGCUUAGCUCCAAGAUGCACCCUGCAGACGACAGCACUAUUUGAAUUGACUCAUAUUAGAUCCCAUAUGUAGCCCAAAGAACAAGAUGAUUUCAAUGCAGUGUUUCAGCGCAUUCUUUACCACUUCAUAUAGUUGUUUUUUGCUUUUUUAAAUGUGUUUUUUCUCUGAAUAAAGUCAUAUAUGGACUAUUGA
Molecule: messenger RNA, 2781 nt
Organism: Synchiropus splendidus (mandarinfish)
Lineage: Eukaryota; Metazoa; Chordata; Actinopteri; Syngnathiformes; Callionymidae
Exons: 10
Coding region: 388-1902 (504 amino acids)
Source: RefSeq, a predicted model, not a curated record